AUGUUUGGAAAUAACUUGGGAUCAAACACUGCUCAAACAUAAUAAUCAGGUAAUCCAGCUCCUUCGAUUUUUGGUAAUGCUGCUACUUCGAAUAAUUUAUUUGGCCAACCAUAAAAUACCUUAGGCUAGCAGUAACAAACUUAAGGAAUAUCAGGAUAACCAUAGUAAUAAUAAUAAGGUAUCUUUGGGGGUGGAUUAUUUGGAUAGACUUAAUAAUAACCUAAUCUCUUAGGAUAAUAAUAAUAAUAAACAACUUUAAUUGGAUAAUAAUAACAACCAAAUUCUUUAUUAGGAUAAACAAAUACAUUAGUAGGAUAACCACAAUAAUAAACUACAUAAUUAGGAUAACCUUAACCAUCAAAUAUAUUUUUAUAAACAUAAUAAUAACAACAACCUUAAACUUAAAUAGCAUAACCAACUACCUAAUAAUAAACAACUUAGCCUAAAGCAUACACAAUGAAUUAAAUUAAUUAAUAAACUAAGAUACACAUUGAAAACUUGGCAAAAGCUAUUGCAAACAAAGAAAAAAUAGACAAAAAUUAAAAAAAUUUAUAACUAAUAGAGAAAAACUCAUUAAAAAAUAUUUAAUAAUAAUAAUAAUAGUAAAUAACUAUUGGAAUUAAUUAAAAUCCAUAAUAAUAAGUUUAAAGAACUCUUAUGAAAGGUGAUAAAAGAAAUCAUACUUAAAAAGCAGAAAACUAUUAUAAUGAUUGGAAUAAAAUAUAUCUCAGCAUCAAUAGAAAAUAAGAUGAAACCCUAGCUUAAUUGACUGCACUUGUUGAUUAACUUUAACAAUAAGAUACUUCUUUUGGUAUUAAUAAUCUCACUAUUAUAUAUUAGAUAUAGAUGAGGAAUCACUUAUUGAUUCAAUCAAAUAAUUAGGUAAAGAAUUGGAUGAUCUGGAACGUAAAAUUAAUGAAGUUGUUAAAACAUAAGAAAAAAUACUUGGAUUAGAAAAAGAGGAAUCUGAAUGGGAUCAAAUUGUUAAUAAUUUAAGUGAAUGCUUAUUACAUUUAGAUUCAUAAACUGUAUCUAGAUAUUAUUUAUAUAUUUUAGAAAGAAGUUGAAGAUUUAUUGCUCUUAGCUGAAAAAAAUCCAAAGGUACAAAAUAAAUGAAUUAUAUUUUAUUUUAUAGUAUACAUAAG
Paramecium sonneborni is the source of this 1145-nucleotide messenger RNA. The record is from the annotation of a GenBank genome assembly. Lineage: Eukaryota; Ciliophora; Oligohymenophorea; Peniculida; Parameciidae.